Ectocarpus sp. CCAP 1310/34 is the source of this 2838-nucleotide messenger RNA. The record is from the annotation of a GenBank genome assembly. NCBI's taxonomy places the organism in Eukaryota, Phaeophyceae, Ectocarpales, Ectocarpaceae.
GUGUUGGUCUGUGUCUGCCACACAACUGCUGUAGCAGCCAUGCCCGUAGUGGAGAGCGAUGCCGUGUCGGAAGAGGUGCUGGGCUUGAUUCGGCCCCACUUCAGCAAGGUCAAGGCCCCCAGCACGUACGACAAGGUCUACAAGGAUGAGUGCAUGUUCUCGUUCGACACGCCUUUCUCGCGCGGAGGGCUAUACGUGAGCCUUGCAAACUGGCAGGGCUUCGGCCAAGACUUCAUCGGUCUUGCCGUGGAGCGGGGAGCGGGGUGCCUGUACGUACACCAGGUGUGGAAGCGCGUACCUAAGGCUGCGGCCGCCGCCGGCGAAGGUGCAAACGACGCCAGCAUGGACACCACCGAUGAUACGGGGGACUCGAAGGCCGAACCGACCGUGCUCGCGCUGGGAGUGGACGGCGGCUUCCGGACCGACGAGCAGAAGUACGACAUUGUCAAGACGCACCGGCUGGUUGCCUUCAAGGCUGGCAGUGGCACUGACGGCGUGAGCGUCAGUUAUCCCGACGAGGCACUGCCUACGAUCGUUAGCCAGGCGGUCGACGCCAUCAUCGAGCACCAAGGCGCGGCAGAACAGACUGAGGUGAGACAGUGGGUGGCCGACAACGAGCUUAUCGUGAGCAAGUACGCCGACACAUUGGAGCACGUCGACAGCGGCCGCAGGAUCUCUUCCGACCCCAAGACGUGGGUGUGCGAAGAUAGCGGAAAGACGGAGAACCUCUGGCUCAACCUGUCCACCGGCUACAUCGGGUCCGGACGUCAGAACUGGGACGGUUCUGGAGGAACUGGAGCCGCGCUCCGGCACUAUGAGCAGACCGGGAGAAAGUACCCCUUGGCCGUCAAGCUGGGCACCAUCACCCCCAACGGGGCGGAUGUCUACAGCUACGCUCCAGAGGAAGACUCUAUGGUCAAGGACCCCAAACUGGCGGAGCACUUGGCUUGGUGGGGCAUCGAUGUGCUCAAGGUGGAAAAGACGGACAAGACCAUGGCGGAGCUGGAGGUGGAGCUGAACAAGUCGUACGACUUCAACAAGAUCACGGAGGCUGGCGCCAAGCUCAGGCCGCUGUCCGGGCCUGGCUUCACGGGCAUCAAGAACCUCGGGAACUCGUGCUACAUGAACAGCUGCCUGCAGGUGCUGUGUGCCCUACCGGAGAUUGGGCAGAAGUACGACGGGGAGGGCACGGAAGUCUUCAAGACGGCCCCGGAAGACAUCGCCUCAGACUUCCCCUCUCAGAUGUCCAAGGUAGCUUCUGCCCUGCUCUCCGGCAAGUACUCCACUCAAGCCCAAGUACCCCCGUCUUCGGGAGAGGGGGCGACGCCUGCUCAAGCCGGCGACGCCGAGAAGGCACCUGCGGGUGACGGUAAGGGCGAAGAAGGAGAAGGGGACGAGUUGGUGGCGGUGGCACCGAGGAUGUUCAAGCACCUGGUGGGGCAGGGGCACGCCGAGUUCUCCUCCGGCAGGCAGCAAGACGCCGCGGAGUACAUGCAGCACUUGCUUGAGUUCAUGCGCCGCUCCGAGCGCACCAGCGCCGGAAGGCUCGGGGGGGGCGACGGUGCUCGCGAGACAGCCAGCCUAUUCCAGUUCCGAUUGGUGGACCGGCUACAGUGCCAGCAGAGCGGGACUGUCAAGUACACCACGCAGGCUGCGGACAACCUGCUCAGCCUCCAGAUCCCGGUGGAAGCAGCCGUCAACAAGACCGAGGUCGAGGCCUACAAAGAACGCCUCAACAAGAGGCAGAAGUGCGACCCCAAGGCCAACACUACCACCACCAACAACAACAACGAGGAGGAGGCGGAGGAGGAGGAUGAGAUCAAGCCGGUCGUUCCUCUGUCGGCGUGCCUGGCGAGGCUAGCGGCAGACGAGAUCCUACCUGACUACCGCAGCCCCGCAACUGGGAAGGCCGGGCCCGCCCUCAAGCACGUCCGCCUGGGGAACUUUCCCAGAUACCUCUUGGUGCAGCUGCGCAGGUACUACGUGGACACUGACUGGCAGCCGAAGAAGAUGGAGGUGGAGGUGGAUGUCCCUCUCACGCUAGACCUCGAGUCACUGAGGUCAACGGGAAUGCAGUCGGAUGAGGUGCCUAUGCCAGAGGGGGACGAUGCGGUGCCCCCCGCGGCGGACGACCCGGCUGCUGCUGCUGCUGCUGCUGCUGGCUCUGCUGGUUCUGGCGCUCAAGUGAUUCCUGAUGCCGAGCUGGUGUCACAGCUGAUGGCCAUGGGGUUCCAGGAGAACGGGUGCAGAAGGGCGGCUGUGGCGGUCAAAAACGCCUCUGCAGAGGUGGCGAUGAACUGGGUGCUGGAGCACAUGGGCGACGCCGACUUCAACGACCCCCUCCCCGCACCCGGCGCAUCCACCGGGACCCCCGACGCCGCCGCCUCCGGUGAUGCGGCGCCAGACCCCGAGGCUUUGAUGAUGCUAGUCAGCCUGGGUUUCACGGAAAGGCAGGCGUCGGGAGCGUUGAAGGCUACGGGGGGGGACGCGGCCAGGGGAGCGGACUGGCUGUACAGCCACACAGACGACCUGGACAAGGCCGUCUCCGAGGCGAGCGAGCAAGCAGCUAGCGAUCUGUCUGUUUGAUUGUUUUUCACGAGGUUCCUUGGGAAUGACGGGAGAACCCGAAUAGUCCCUGUAUUUCUGAACAGAGCCACAUGUAUAUAUCGAUUACCGCUGCGCGUCGAUUCACAUGCGAGUUGCUUCGAACGGAUACAUAGAAAGGUACUGCCGUAUUUUUGCUUGUUGUCUUCACUUCUAAUCAGCGCUCGCUAACACCACAUAUGCCGUUUACUCCAACCGGUGGUCACACAGAAGGGCUCCUGUCCCUCAGGUCCC